AUGGCAUCACUUCCAAAGAGAAUCAUAAAGGAAACAGAACGCUUAGUGAGCGACCCAGUCCCAGGGAUCACGGCACAGCCACAUGAGGAUAAUCUGAGAUAUUUUCAAGUGACGAUUGAAGGCCCACAACAGUCGCCAUAUGAAAGCGGCGUCUUUCAGUUGGAAUUGUUUUUGCCCGAUGACUACCCUAUGGAAGCGCCUAAGGUGCGGUUUCUGACCAAAAUUUACCAUCCAAAUAUCGAUAGACUGGGCCGCAUCUGCCUAGAUGUACUUAAGACUAACUGGUCGCCUGCAUUGCAGAUCAGAACCGUGCUGUUGUCGGUCCAGGCCCUGCUGGCUAGCCCCAAUCCAAAUGAUCCAUUGGCAAAUGACGUGGCUGAGGACUGGAUUCGCAAUGAAGAUGCGGCCAUCGCCAAGGCUCGCGAGUGGACACAGCUCUACGCUAAGUAA
Molecule: messenger RNA, 450 nt
Organism: Lachancea thermotolerans CBS 6340
Lineage: Eukaryota; Fungi; Ascomycota; Saccharomycetes; Saccharomycetales; Saccharomycetaceae
Gene: UBC13
Product: E2 ubiquitin-conjugating protein UBC13
Exons: 2
Coding region: 1-450 (149 amino acids)
Biological process (GO): protein K63-linked ubiquitination; DNA damage tolerance
Cellular component (GO): nucleus
Molecular function (GO): ubiquitin conjugating enzyme activity
Source: RefSeq, a predicted model, not a curated record